This is a messenger RNA of Micropterus dolomieu (smallmouth bass), 2791 nucleotides long. RefSeq names its product potassium voltage-gated channel subfamily A regulatory beta subunit 1b (gene kcnab1b). Gene Ontology annotation, cellular component: membrane; voltage-gated potassium channel complex; juxtaparanode region of axon. The record is from RefSeq and is a predicted model, not a curated record. The coding region runs from base 419 to 1618 and encodes 399 amino acids. The transcript has 15 exons. Gene Ontology annotation, molecular function: potassium channel regulator activity; voltage-gated potassium channel activity; transmembrane transporter binding. Lineage: Eukaryota; Metazoa; Chordata; Actinopteri; Centrarchiformes; Centrarchidae. Gene Ontology annotation, biological process: potassium ion transport; transmembrane transport; negative regulation of delayed rectifier potassium channel activity.
CUGCUUGCUGUAAUACUGCUUGAUUUUCUAUCAAAGUUGCAGGAGGGCACACAUCAAUCAAGAAUCUCAUCUGUCUCAUGCUCAACGCUGACACCUCACAGUGUGUGGAGCCAGACCGGCACGGGAUCCCUGUCUCAACUCCUCACACACUGACCAGGACUGAGCUGCACUGCUAUGUCCAAUCUUGAUGUAACAUCAGUUUAAGACACAGAACUGUCUCACGCUCCUGUCAUUCCUGCCUGUGAUUUCCAUAUGAGAUUCCAUAUGAGAGGACCACUGACUUUCAACUUCACAUAAAAACAACAAGGACAAAAUCUAAGUUCCACAGACAGAAUAAAAAGACUUUUAAGUGUGUGUUAAGGACACAACUGAAGCUUUGUUUGUCUUGGAGCAGCUCUAGUGGCCUUUGCCAACAGCCAUGCAGGUGUCCUUUGCAUGCACGGACCACGGGCUGAAGGCCCCGCGUAACGGUGAGCACAGCAAGCAGAACGCCACCAGCCCCAACACAGCCAGCCAGGCCCGCGCCCGCUUCCGCACCGUGGCCCUGAUAGCUCGCAGCCUGGGCUCCUUCACCCACCGCUACCACCACAACCUCAAGGAGUCCACCGCCAAGCUUACCGGCAUGAAAUACCGGAACCUGGGGAAAUCUGGGUUGCGUGUCUCCUGUCUGGGGCUCGGCACAUGGGUAACAUUUGGAGGUCAAAUCUCUGAUGAGGUGGCGGAGCAGCUGAUGACUAUCGCCUAUGAGAGCGGGGUCAACCUGUUUGACACAGCUGAGGUCUACUCCGGGGGGAAAGCAGAGAUAAUUCUGGGAAACAUCAUCAAGAAAAAGUGCUGGAGGAGAUCCAGCCUGGUGAUCACCACAAAGCUUUACUGGGGAGGAAAAGCAGAGACAGAGAGAGGCCUCAACAGAAAACACAUCAUUGAAGGUUUAAAGGGCUCCCUCCAGAGGAUGCAACUUGAGUAUGUGGAUGUGGUUUUUGCCAACCGGCCAGACACCAACACUCCCAUGGAGGAGAUAGUGAGAGCAAUGACACAUGUGAUCAACCAGGGGAUGUCCAUGUAUUGGGGGACAUCCCGGUGGUCCGCCAUGGAGAUCAUGGAAGCAUACUCUGUGGCCAGGCAGUUUAACCUAAUUCCACCAGUGUGUGAGCAGGCAGAGUAUCACUUCUUCCAGAGGGACAAAGUGGAAACUCAGCUGCCAGAGCUCUACCAUAAGAUAGGUGUGGGUGUGGUCUCUUGGUCCCCUCUGGCCUGUGGAAUCAUCACUGGGAAGUACGAGAACGGCGUCCCAGAAACCUCCAGGGCCUCAAUGAAGCCAUACCAGUGGUUGAGGGAGAAAAUAAUGAGUGAGGAUGGGAAGAAACAGCAAGCCAAGCUAAAGGAACUGGCUCAUAUCGCGGAGAAGCUCGGAUGUACUUUGCCCCAGCUAGCCAUAGCCUGGUGCCUGAGGAACGAGGGAGUGAGCUCAGUGUUGCUUGGAUCCUCCAAUCCAAGCCAGCUAACAGAGAACUUGGGAGCCAUACAGGUAAUUCCAAAGAUGACAGCAGGCAUUGCCACAGAAUUGGAUCAUAUACUGGGAAAUCGUCCUCAAAGUAAAAAGGACUACCACCAUUAGGAUGGACCCUGUUUUAGUGAACCAUGCUCAGAUAGCUUAUCAAAGCUCCCUUCUCACAGCCAUGGCACCAUAAGUUCGUGCCCAACUUUGCUUGUGUGCGCGUAUGACUGUAUGUGUGACUAUGUAAAGUGCUCUGCUUGGCUCCUCGUCUGUCCGAAGAUCAACUGGUACUCAUUAUGGUAAAGUGAGCUACUUGAUAAAACAUGCAUGCUACAGCUAUAGCAGCUGGCAAGUGGACUGAACAACUGUUAGAAGAACCAGCAAGAGGAUUUCUGGAAUUAAAUUUGCUUCCGCUCUAGCAACCUUGUGUACAAGCUGCUGCGCCCCAAAUUUAAAGAAGCAAAAGAUUAGAUGGAGAAAUUAAAACAUAAGUUGACUGACACUAGGCUGGGCCAGUUACAGAACUAAUAUGAUUUUCUGAAUUAGGGUGUCAAUGUAUCAAUAAAAGAAAACUUAAGAGGUAUUAUCCACAAAGUAUAAGGUCAUAGCAGUGCAGCAACUACAUGAAUAUGAAAUACAUGUACACAGUGUUCCAGAAAUCUACCUAGAUGUUCGUGAUGUGAAAAAAAUUAAUGAUGACUUUUGUAAUUGGGCCUGGUCUCAGCAGACUGGAUCAUAAUGCUAACACUUCCAUUGCAGCUGGAGCUGACCUGGCAACAUGAUGAAUUGUUUCAGUACUGGAUGAACUGAAAUUCUGCUAAAAAUGUUGUCGCAAGAGAGCUAAGUUAAACUAAAAUAUGUUUCAAAACAUUUGUACUGACUGUUAUAUAUUUUCCUUACUAAGCAGCUAUGUCAGAAUUAUAUUUUCAUCUUCUCCUUUUUUUUUCUUUUUCACUUAUGCAAAAGUACAGCAUUGUGUGCUUUCCUAUUAUGCUCCUUCAACAUCUUUUCAUUUGGACUAUGCCAGACUUUCUGUCAGUAAUGAUAAUGUCUGACUCAUUUAAUUUCAGUCUGUGUUGUGGAUAAAACAAAGACAUGUAGCUAAUGAAGGGAGUCAUUAAACCAUAUGGACCCCUGCAGUCAUUGCACCUGGAACACGCUUACCCAACCCCCCCCCUCCCCGAUGCCAGUUUUACAUAAUCAGAUGUUAUGUCCUGUCUGUUCAAACAUGCAUUUUGGUGUUGUUCAUCAGAUUUGUACGUAAAAAUAAAUGACGCUAUAAUUCUCAUGUGA